Messenger RNA from Verticillium nonalfalfae, 534 nucleotides. RefSeq lists its product as uncharacterized. The record is from RefSeq and is a predicted model, not a curated record. Lineage: Eukaryota; Fungi; Ascomycota; Sordariomycetes; Glomerellales; Plectosphaerellaceae. The coding region runs from base 1 to 534 and encodes 177 amino acids. The transcript has 5 exons.
AUGCUCUUCAACAACUUCGUUGCUGCCGCUUUCCUGGCUUUCGCCAGUGUCGGUAUGACCAGCCCGGUUCCUGCCACCGGUGACAUUUCCGUGGGUGACACGAACCCCCUCAUUGCCGCUCGUCAGCGUGUGGUUCCUAAGCCUUCAGGCCCUGUCCCUGGUGCUCCCAACAAGGGCUCUGCCGCCACCGCCAUUCUUGGGAUCGCCGAGAAAAUCAACCUCCUGAUCCAGCAGACGAUUGACAAGGACCUUGAGGGCCGCCGCAAGUUCACCCAGGAUGUUGCCGCUCGCACCGCCGCCGCUUUCCCUGGACGCGGUGUUGUUGUUUGCAAUGUUGGCUUCAAGACCACUGGUACUGUUGUCCAGCAGACGACGGUCAGGUACGACGCCAAGCUGGGAACGACUGUGACUUUUGAGGUAGUCGUUCUUGGCGCUGGAGCUUCCUUCACCCGCCAGGGAGAUGGUGGCUUUGAGAACUGGGCCUACAGCAUUCCCGGCUCCUGCAGGAUCAACCGCGAGACCAUCAGCUGCUAG